Messenger RNA from Exophiala oligosperma, 1238 nucleotides. RefSeq lists its product as uncharacterized. NCBI's taxonomy places the organism in Eukaryota, Fungi, Ascomycota, Eurotiomycetes, Chaetothyriales, Herpotrichiellaceae. The transcript is spliced from 2 exons. The coding region runs from base 189 to 1238 and encodes 349 amino acids. The record is from RefSeq and is a predicted model, not a curated record.
UAGUAUUGUUCGCCGCGAUACUUAUAGAAGCAUGUCAACACCAUGUCGGUGAAGGUAAGGUGUAAUCUGGUAAAGCCUGAAAAGCUCUCCCCUCUUUGUAUCCUUCUAGUCCUAGUGCUCUUGUUUCUUCACACUAUAUCUCAUCUUCUCAUUCCAGGACUUCCCUCACGCUGAAGCUAGGCCUUAAGAUGAGUUUUCAUUUCAAUCUCAACAAUCCAGAUGACCCGUUCGGAGUCUUUGACGGUGAACUUCCUGAUAUUAACAUGGACGAGGACGACGACGCUGCACCCUUGGCGGCUUCCACUCCCGCCCCUGAUGAGGAUGCAGGCGAAAACGAAAAUGAAGAUUGCGAGGACGAUGAAGAUUAUGAGGAAGAUGAGGACGAUGAGAACGGCGAAGACGGUAAUGCCAAGUCACAACACCAAGUCCUCGAAGACCUCGAGAGUGAACUCAACGUCCUUACCCUCGAUGCUGAGACCGUCAUCUCCUGCCAACCUCGAGCAACACAAAUUCGACUGGUCGUCAACACGCGCAAGAUCUUCAACGACUACAAACAAUAUGGCUCAAUGGCGCGGCUCAGACGCGGCAUUGAAAAGUUCUUCGAGCGUGACGACAUCCGGGACGGAAAGAAACUAGAAUACGCAACACUCGAAGAGGAACAGGCCAACACCGACCCAGGCCACUUUGGCGAAGUGUUCAUGGUCAACGACACCGCAGAUGACGACGUCCCGAAGUUCGUCGACGGUGAUACCCGCACGUACAACACCGCUCAUGGACCCAGAUCGAAAGUCAACAAAUUCCACAGCGUCGACCGGGACUACGCGGCCCUCGUCGCGACCGAACCCUGGGACCCCGUCGCCAUCAACCUCAAAUGGCCCGGUGUGAUGCGCUGGCCUCCAGGCAUCCUCGGCAAACUCGACCAGAUUUUCAGUCUCGUCGACUACGAGUCUCGUGUGCGCCUCUUCCACCAUGUUUCGAGGUACGGUCCCUCGCCCAUCUUCCGACUCGGCAUCACCGAGGACGUGCGCAGCAUGUACUCUACGAUCCUCGAAACGUCACAGGCCCACUACCUAGGCCUGACUCCCGAGACGAGGUCUUUUCUGCGCUCAGCGUUUGUAUCCAUGCGUAGCCAACCCAACGCGGCCGAGACCAGGUUGCUUUCGCAGGCAUGCCAGAUUGGAGAAGACUCGACGAGGACACACCGCCAUGAGGAUCUUCAUGACGGCACGGGAGAUUGA